GAAGCCAAAAUGGCCGUGCUCCCUGGCUAGAGAAGUCACUUGGGUCGUGUUUGGGUCUGUCUGUUGUGGCCGAGCUUCCUCAGCGAAAGACGGCGUGAUUGGGGCGAGGGUCUGGAAGACAAGAGGGAGUCGGAGUGACGAGAGCGAGUGUCGGGGGGCGGAGCUGAAGGGCUGCUGCUGACAGCCAGUAACCCCUUGCUCGGUCCCAGCCCCAGUCUCAGCUGCCCCUUCCUGGGCCCGGGGGCUGGGCGAGAAUCGGGGAGACCUCGUGGUGGCCCCCACUCCCUCAACCAGGCCAGCCUCCUAUCUCGGGCCCUGACCGGCCCCACCCCUACCCCCCAUCCCCCUUGUCUGCAGGCAGGCUAUCCUGCAGGCGUGGAAGGAGAGAAGGAGCGUCUGUCAAUGGGCAGUCAACAUGAAGAAAUUAACCACCUGGGACAUCCUCAGUCUGGCAGAUCUGAAGAGGGGAAAGGAGGGGCAGGCUAUGAUCGGACCGCCCCCCAAUCCUCUCAUUCUGUCCCACCUGAAAUAUGAUAUCAACUUCCAGCAUCCCCAUCAUGCUAUCUAUGCACUCAGAGCAGCUGCCCAAGACCGGGUUCCCCACAGUGUAUGCUGUGGUCCUCCUGGAGGGCACCAUGAACCUGACAGGAGAGAUGCAGCCAUUGGUUGAACAGCUGAUGAUGGUGAAGAGGAUGCAGGACUUCACUGAGGAUGUCAACUGUGCCUUUGAGUUCCUGCUGAAGCUCACACCCUUGCUAGACAAGGCUGACCAUAGGUGCAACUGUGACUGUAUCAACAUGCUCCUCCAGGAGUGUAGUAAACAAGGACUGCUCUCUGAGGAGAAUGCAAGCAGCCUGAUGGCCAAGCGCUUGAAUGAAUUCACGAAGCACAUCAGUGGUGAAAGCUCCAAAUCAGGGUCAGUCCGUGCACUGCUCUUUGACUUCUCCUUCCUCAUGUUGUGCCAUGUGGCCCAGACCUAUGGGUCAGAGGUCAUUCUGUCAGAAUCGAGCACCGUGGGUGAAGUGCCCUUCUUUGAGACCUGGAUGCAGACGUGUAUGCCCGAGGAGGGCAAGAUCCUGAAUCCCGACCACCCCUGCUUCCGGCCUGACUCCACCAAGGUGGAAUCCCUGGUUGCCUUGCUCAACAACACCUCUGAAAUGAAGCUGGCGCAGAUGAAGUGGCAUGAGGCCUGUCUCAGCAUCUCAGCUGCCAUCUUGGAGAUUCUGAAUGCCUGGGAGAAUGGAGUGCUGGCUUUUGAGUCCAUCCAGAAAAUCACAGACAACAUCAAGGGAAAGGUGUGCAGCCUGGCAGUGUGUGCUGUUGCUUGGCUUGUGGCCCAUGUCCGGAUGCUAGGCCUGGAUGAGCGUGAGAAAUCACUGCAGAUGAUUCGACAGCUGGUAGGGCCUCUCUGCAGUGAGAAUACCCUGCAGUUCUACAAUGAGUGCUGACCGGUCCAUGAGCAG
Messenger RNA from Dromiciops gliroides (monito del monte), 1463 nucleotides. RefSeq names its product mediator of RNA polymerase II transcription subunit 24-like. The coding region runs from base 531 to 1448 and encodes 305 amino acids. Gene Ontology annotation, molecular function: transcription coregulator activity. Gene Ontology annotation, cellular component: mediator complex. The transcript has 10 exons. The record is from RefSeq and is a predicted model, not a curated record. Lineage: Eukaryota; Metazoa; Chordata; Mammalia; Microbiotheria; Microbiotheriidae.